GAUCAUUGUUUGAACACUUACAGCCUCACCAAAAGAGAUGUAUGUGUGCAGCUCAAAAGCAUAUCAAGUGCUCUUCAAGUUCUCUUUCAAUAAACCCAGCCUGGAAAGUGCACAAUCUACUACUCAAUUCUGCGCAAGAUUGGUGCAUCAAGAUGCAUAUUUCUAUAACUUCCCCUCACAAAUCCUCACAUGCUUCUUUCCAGAAUCACCAUUCUUGCUACCCUCUAAGAUUCUUGCUUCUUCGCCUUGGAAAGCAAGACCCCAAAACGCCAUUUGCGCUCUAUUGCAUCAGCGAGGGAAGCAUCCAUACCCCGCUGUCUACACCACAAGGCUUCCCAGUCCUCCCAGUUUACUCUCGUUGUCCCCCCCUUAAAAUAAACCGAAGAUACUCGAAGUUACGAAUUCUACCCUGCGGUCAUCAAAUUGGCUAGUCUAAGAGUGAAUCAAACAAUGACCAAUGACGGAGCCAUUAAUCGCUUGCUAUAUGCCAUACUCAGUCAAAAAUGCCUCAAAGAUGUAUGGAAUUCCCAUUGAAUGAAACCUCUCGUUGUGAGUGGAGCAUUGACAAUGACUGUACAGAUUGAUUGGAAUAAAGUAGCGCAUGAUCCUAUUCUUUCUCAAGAAAUUACCAACGGUCACGCUGCUCGAAUGCGCUACUCUCGAUUCAAGAAACAAAUGGACAAUGCAACACCAUCACCCGUCCAUGCCAGGAAGAUUGCUACUUCUCGACGUUCCAGGAUUGAGAAGAAGAAAUUCGCCAAACGAGAGCCGAAAAUAAAAAUCCAGAAAAAUAGUCUCGAUAGUGCGGACCUCCCUGUUCACUUGAAGUAUGAGUCUCAGAACGCCCAUACACGACUCUACACGAAUACAAGUAACAUUGAGACAAACCAUAGCAACUCAUUCCCCAUACUAGAAGUCGCCAAGCGCGAGCCCACCACACCCAUCACUUCCCAGUCAAAGAUGAAGACCGAAGCCGAGUUCUAUAAAUCUCUCUCUAAUCCAGCAGAUUCCCCCUGUCUCCCAACCCUCUUGUCAACCAACUCAUCCGCGUCUCCAAACAGUCCCAAGUUCCCUAUCCCUGGUGUUGUUAGUUUCAACAGUCCCAUGAGUAGCACGACAAGUCUUAACAACCGUAUGACGGAUGCUUUAUUCUUUGGUCCGCCUAUUCAUGGAAAAGCUGGAUACAAGGAGCCCUUCGGAGCUGCGUAUCGAGACGAGCAGAGAUAUUGCUUUGAUCCUUGGGUUCAAAGUGUUGGUGGAUUUGAUACCACCAGUAUCGAGGACAGACAUGGCAUUUUGUUCAAGACGGAAGAAAACUAUGAUGAUGGUUCUUAUGAAUUCUUAUCGAAAUAGAGAUUCACGGAAAGUUGGGAAGUAGGAGAACAGAAGAGCUUGCUCAGCUUCGAUGUUUAAAACUUGCUUGUCGAUUUGAAUGAACAUAUUUAUUUUUA
Molecule: messenger RNA, 1451 nt
Organism: Botrytis cinerea B05.10
Lineage: Eukaryota; Fungi; Ascomycota; Leotiomycetes; Helotiales; Sclerotiniaceae
Exons: 1
Coding region: 535-1353 (272 amino acids)
Source: RefSeq, a predicted model, not a curated record